Molecule: messenger RNA, 2164 nt
Organism: Entelurus aequoreus (snake pipefish)
Lineage: Eukaryota; Metazoa; Chordata; Actinopteri; Syngnathiformes; Syngnathidae
Gene: septin3
Product: septin 3
Exons: 11
Coding region: 175-1317 (380 amino acids)
Biological process (GO): cytoskeleton-dependent cytokinesis
Cellular component (GO): presynaptic cytoskeleton; septin ring; neuron projection
Molecular function (GO): GTPase activity; GTP binding; molecular adaptor activity
Source: RefSeq, a predicted model, not a curated record
CUCACCCCACUUCCCGCCCUUGUCGCCAUGGUAACGGAGGAGAAGAAAGGGAGGAGGUAGUUCGGGCCAGAAGGAAGGGACAAGUGGAGGCGCCACAACAAUCUGCUCACGCCGACCAGGACCCACGUCCUUAUUUUCCACGCCACGUUCACGGACUCCUCGCGGCCUCCAGACAUGUCGGACAUAGUUCCUCCAGAAGUCAGACCCAAACCGGCCGUCCCCGCCAAGCCCCCCAACGUGGGCGCCUCUUCCCCCUCCAACCCCUUCCCUCCCCAGGGCCCGGGCAUCGGAGGAGGGGGCGCCCCUCCCAGCGCCAUCCCCGUCCCCAUCGGGAGUCACGGCCCGGGUCCCGUGGGAGGAGGACACAGCACCUCCCACACCACCAGCGGGGGGUCCACCCUGCUGGGGUACAUCGGUAUCGACACCAUCAUCGAGCAGAUGAGGAAGAAGACCAUGAAGACCGGCUUUGACUUCAACAUCAUGGUCGUCGGUCACAGCGGCCUGGGCAAGUCCACGCUGGUCAACACCUUGUUCAAGUCCCAGGUGAGCAGGAGGACCGCGGGCUGGGGCCGAGACGAGAAGAUCAACAAGACCGUGGAGAUCAGAUCAGUGUCUCACGUGAUCGAGGAGGGCGGCGUGAAGAUGAAGCUGACCGUUGUCGACACGCCAGGCUUCGGCGACCAGAUCAACAACGACAACUGCUGGGAGCCUAUUUGCAAGUACGUCAACGAGCAGUAUGACAAGUUCCUGAAAGAGGAGGUCAACAUCACCAGGAAGAAACGCAUCCCCGACACCCGAGUGCACUGCUGCCUCUACUUCAUCCCCCCCACUGGACACUCACUGCGGCAGCUGGACGUGGAGUUCAUGAAGCGCCUGAGUCACUCGGUCAACAUCAUCCCCGUCAUCGCCAAGGCCGACACCAUGACGCCCGAGGAGAGGCACGACUUCAAACAGCACGUGAAGAAGGAGCUGGAGGUGAACGGGGUGGAGUUUUACCCCCAGAAGGAGUUUGACGAGGACAUGGAGGACAAGAGCGACAACGACAAGAUCCGAGAAGUCAUGCCCUUCGCCGUGGUGGGCAGCGACAAAGAGUACCAAGUCAACGGCAAGCGGGUGUUGGGCAGGAAGACGGCGUGGGGAGUUGUAGAAGUUGAAAACAUGAAGCACUGUGAGUUCGCUCAGCUCAGAGACUUCCUCAUCAGGUCUCACCUGCAGGACCUGAAGGAGGUGACUCACAACAUCCACUACGAGACGUACCGCGCCAACAGACUGCACGAGAACGGAGGUCUGCACGGCGCCCAGGAGAGCAACUUGUAACCACACCCACCAUUUACAUGGGCGUGGUCAGGGUGCCGCCAUGUUGAAGACUGCCAAAGCCUCGUCAGCGUCCUCCGCCUCCUUCGACCACGUGUUGUCUUCUCUCUGUGCCAGAACAAGUCCAGGUCCAACGUCCACAAGCGCUGAAGAUUCUGUCCAAAAUAAAUUGUCUUCAUCUUUCAUUUCUGCCUGACGGAGAGAAAGCGUCGUGUUUGUCCCACUUUAGCGGGAAUGUAGGGUGCCAUACUCCUCUCUACCACUGGGGGCAGCACUGAUGUCUGAAUCCUUUUAACACGCUUCAAAUGAUAUUUUUGACAAAAGGCCCCUUUAUUAUUAUUUUGUUAAAUUAUUAUUAUUAUUGAUGCUGUUAUCCCCGUACAUCGUCUUUUUGAGGGCCUUAACGUCUAUGAAAACGACAUUUGUUUGGAAAAAGUCUCCAAAACAGACCGGAAGUCGGCCAUUUUGAGCGUAAACCAGGAUCGUACUUAAGUUGUUUUUGUUUGUUUUUUUCAAGCAGAUUUUGAAUCAACGAUACAUUUUUAACUUUUACUGUCAUGAAGAAAACAAAAGUAUGUGAUUUUAUUUAGAAAUGUGACGUCUGAUACAGAGUAGAAGAAUAUUUGUGCCAUUCUGUUUUCAUCUGCAUGCAACCCAAAAAAUAUAGAAAAAAACAACAACUUAUCAGACUUUUAUUUUUUAAACGGUGAUAUUUAUUUACAUACUUUUUAUUUUUAAAGCACUGCUUUUUAUUUGUACGUAUUGAACUGUCUGUGAAGUUUGAUUAUUGAUUUAUUGACUUGUCCUGUCUUAUUUAUUCCUAAUUUAAUAAAUGCAUUUUCUCAUGGAA